AUGUUCCAGUACUUCAAGGUCAGCUAUCAGUCUUGGCUGAUGUGGCGUAGUUACUACGAGCUUGAACCAGACCAGAAUCACUGGGGGUUGUGGUUGAAAGAGACUUCAUUGUUUCGAGAGGCAUGGGAGACCGUCAUCAUCGGAUAUGCGAGGUACUGGUGGUCACACCAGAUCUUCUUUUUCGCAUUGAGUCUGGGGUUGUAUCUGGAGCAGAAAGGAAUACGUCGCGGCAUUCGAUAUACUUGGGCAUUCAUGCUGCUUGGCCAGAUUGUUGCCAUCAGCUUUGCUACAAACCUCUUCCUGCUCACCUUGCUAUUAAGCCCGCCAGCACCUGUUCCAUCGUCAUUUGGUUCGCGCCGGCAAACGUGGCUAGGUCCAUGGCUCCUAAACCUCUUCGCAAUUUUCGCAACUGCUUAUCCCGCGAUGCAACUAGCAGACGAACACUACUGGCAUCACCCUACACACUUUAUGCCGGUGCUCAUGGCUCCACACAUCGCUUUGAUGCUCUUGCCCAUUGCACGCGCUGUUGUACCGGCCUCAUCCUUCAUCGAGGAUAUCCAAUUCACCGAUAAGGUCUACAACUACAUGUGGGCACUGGUCCUUGGGAAUGCCGGACUGAUGCUGGCAUGGACUACCGCAACAGCGUAUGCCUAUGGUGGUUUUGUGGGAAUCCAAAGUGCUCUGCUAGAACACCCAGCAGUGAGCAGCGUGGGAUUCGAUGUCAUCUUCUGCUGGAUCACAUGGGCCUGUUGGUACUGGACGCAACCAAACCCUGCUUAUGAGGAUGUAUCGCGGGACUCGGCCGAAAGGAGGAGCGCACAUGCUGACGACGAGCCGGCCACUGCGCUCGGUGCCAGUGGAUAUGAUGGCGGAGCAAGACAUCGCUAG
Alternaria ethzedia is the source of this 888-nucleotide messenger RNA. RefSeq lists its product as uncharacterized. The coding region runs from base 1 to 888 and encodes 295 amino acids. The transcript has 2 exons. Lineage: Eukaryota; Fungi; Ascomycota; Dothideomycetes; Pleosporales; Pleosporaceae. The record is from RefSeq and is a predicted model, not a curated record.